Molecule: messenger RNA, 972 nt
Organism: Anoplophora glabripennis (Asian longhorned beetle)
Lineage: Eukaryota; Metazoa; Arthropoda; Insecta; Coleoptera; Cerambycidae
Exons: 6
Coding region: 1-972 (323 amino acids)
Biological process (GO): sensory perception of smell; detection of chemical stimulus involved in sensory perception of smell
Cellular component (GO): plasma membrane
Molecular function (GO): odorant binding; olfactory receptor activity
Source: RefSeq, a predicted model, not a curated record
AUGUCCCUAUCUCUUUACAAGUGUUACCUCGAUAGAAAUCUACAAAAUAUAGAACCUAUAAAUGCACUUAUUAUAAUAUUUAUUAAAUAUUUGGCGCUUGCUUUAGGUACAAAAACCAUAAAACAAAUUUUGGAAUCCAAGGAACAAUUUUGGGAAGUCGAUAUUGUAGAUGACAAAAUAACGUAUUUAAUUAAAUAUAUGAAAGCUAUAGAAAGGUGGUAUAAAAGUUUCGUAAUUCUCGCCGUAUCUGCAUAUAUAGUGCCCCCCUUACUUUCGAUAAACUCUUCUGUGUUUAACUGUUUUAUACCUUUUCAUAUACCCUUUCCAUUAUUUUAUAUCGCCGAAGUUUACGUCUGUAUAUAUAGCGGGCUUCUCUUUAUUUCUUUAACUAUAUUUGUAUGUUCUCUCAUAAUUUUGGCUACUGUUCAAUUUAGACUCGUAAAUUUGAAGAUUAGGGAUCUCAAUCUUAAGGAUAUUGAAAAUAGCCAGGAUGUUGAAGUGUAUGUUCGAAACAUGAAGAAGAUAAUCAAACAUCAACAGUUACUUAUGAGGUACGUCGACGAUUUGAAUGCAAUAUUAAGUGUGCCAUUUGCGCUGUUGAUGGUGACUAACAUUUCCAUGAUAUGUAUAAUUAUGUAUAAUACAACAAUAACCGAAUCGGUUUUAUCGGAUCAAAUUAGAAUGUUUGCAACAAUAUUGUGUGUACUCACAGAAUCUUUUUUGGUAUAUGGCUUUCCCGCGCAACUAAUGAUGGAUCAGUCAGAAGCAACAGCAGAGGCUAUAUAUUCUGAGUGCAAAUGGUGCCUACCGGAAUUGGGACAUUUGCGAAACGAUUUCCUGAUUAUGAUGAUAAGGAGUCAGGAAGGUGUUUCUAUAAGGGCUGCAAAUUAUCACAUCAUUAAUAAUAGAACUGUUCUACUAAUAAUGAAAACUGCUUAUACUUUUUAUACUUUUAUACAAAAAGUAGCAUGA